Exserohilum turcica Et28A is the source of this 1785-nucleotide messenger RNA. RefSeq lists its product as uncharacterized. Gene Ontology annotation, biological process: tRNA methylation. Lineage: Eukaryota; Fungi; Ascomycota; Dothideomycetes; Pleosporales; Pleosporaceae. The transcript has a single exon. Bases 1 to 1785 code for a protein of 594 amino acids. Gene Ontology annotation, molecular function: tRNA methyltransferase activity. Gene Ontology annotation, cellular component: cytoplasm. The record is from RefSeq and is a predicted model, not a curated record.
AUGGCAGAUCAAGAUACAGCAGAGCUUACUGCCAAAGUCGCGCUUGUGGUCCCGAAGAACCAUGUCAAGACCGUCAAGUCCGCUCUGGAACAAGCCAACCAGCUCGACCGAAGCAGCAAGAUCCUACCCGAGUCGAGCCAAGAUACCACGAGACACGCUGCGCAGCAAGCUCGGUUUCCACUGCUUUCGUUUGACGUGGAGAGCGGUCAAUAUGUAGACAGUAGCCAAUACGCCGACGCCUCUGUGCCUCCGCAGCAAAGCCAACAUCAACCACCAGGAGCAUCUGCUGAAGGAAGCAAAACAAAGUUCCCUGCAUUGGACUUCGAUCCAGUCAGGGGCGAGUACGUUGAUGCGUCUAACAAGGCCGAGCCAUACCCACCCCAGCAGGAUACAGUACACCAACGAAUGCGCAUUCCAACGACUAUUUCCUAUCCUCCAGGCGUUGGUGAAACAAGUGCAGAUUUGAUUGAAGAGAAUGGCCAUAGAUUCAAGACUACAAUCUUGCGGAAUCUCAAUCUGCAUCACCUAUGCUCCGAUAUCGAAUUAGCACACCACGUCGCCAGUGCUGGUGCAUCAAGGCCCUCAGCCAUCAAAAGCCCGGUUCACAAAGCACUGAAAGAGGGUCUCUCAGCAAUUGGAGAAGCUGGGCUGCUUGACGUGGAUGUUUCCCCCGAGGCACUCGUCUCUGCUUUCCCUGAUGGAUACUCCUUAUAUAAGCCCAUGCUUCUGCUUCCACACAAUGCGUUCUCUUCGCCGCCAUGGAAGACGCUCCUUUCGAAAACAGCCCUGGAUUCCAAAUUGCUGGAGCCCAUCUGGAAGCGUGUUGCAGAAGCCGUGGGUGCAACACACGUCGCGGUCAACUCACCCAUUCCGCUUCGAAGCAAUUCCAGCGCCCACGCCGAUUCAGAAGCAAGUCCGAGGAGCCAAGAGAAUAUUCUCCGCAGCCCAGUCGACCUGGUACCAAUCUACGGCGAUUUUGGACCCAGCCCCACGCCGGGCACAAUGUCGUGUCCCACUGCUGCUGAUUUCGAACAGGCUCUGUGGGUUGCUGCAAAACAAAACGGCAUCUGGCAGGUCUGGGCACCGCGGUACACAAUGUUCAGCCGGGGCAACAUUCGCGAGAAGACUCGCAUACUCAAUCUGCCCUCUGUUGCCAAUGACUUUGAUGUGCCUUCGGCAGCCGUGGAUCUCUAUGCAGGAAUAGGCUACUUUGCCUUCUCGUACCGAAAAAGCGGACACGACCGCACACAUGGAAUCCGAAGAGUCAUGUGCUGGGAGCUCAAUCCCUGGUCUGUUGAAGGACUACGACGAGGCGCAGAGAAGAAUGGCUGGGCGUGCAGUAUCAUCAAGGGAGAUGGCGUAUCUCACGUGCCUAGUGAGAGUGAACUGCAGGAAGCCGACUUUUGGGUCUUCCAGGCAAGCAAUGAGGGCGCCAACGAGGACUAUGCAUCUGUAUUGGCUGGCUCAGACUCUGCUGCCUGCAAGCUGCCAGUUCGACAUGUCAACCUGGGCUUGCUGCCUUCUUCCAGGCCCUCCUGGGAAGUGGCAGUGAGGAUGCUGGAUGAGCAGCGCGGUGGAUGGAUCCACGUGCAUGAGAACGUUGGUAUGAGGGAUAUCGAGUCAAGAAGCAGAGAUAUCGAAGACAGCAUUGCGCAGUUGAUCAGGCACGAAAUAGGAAGGACAGAUAGGGCCGCGCUAAAGAUGGAGCAUGUUGAGUGGGUGAAGAUGUACGCGCCGGGCGUUGUGCACUGCGUGUUUGAUGUCCACGUUCCAGGUGUGCAUUAG